GCUGGUCUGGACUGUUAUAAAAUGUCACCGAUACCUAAGUCAUCACCGUUAGGGUGUAUUCUGAUGCAUUGGAAAGAGGGGCAGUUUGGGCAAGAAAUGCAAAAAAGGAAAUUGGUUGAGUAUUGUAAUGUAUGGUGGACACAGUGUGAUUUGGAGGAUCAGGUUCUUUGGCCAGAAAAUGGAACUUUAGACUAUAAUAUCAUCCUACAGUCGAUGCAAUUUUGUAGGCGCGAGGGUAAAUGGGAUGAGAUACCGUAUGUAGAACUGUUCUUUAUUUUAAGAAUUGUUCUUUAUAUUUAAAGAGGAAUGGAAGAAGGCGUGUGGAAUAAUGGUCGUUAAUACAAAAUCGGAUGAGCAGUGUAAGGGAUGUGUGACUGAGAAGAAAUGUAUGAAAUGUCUGGCAGUGGAAAAUGCUUUGCAGCAUAAGGAGGAUGAUGAUUUUGAUUUAUUAGUGGCUCCGUCAGCCCCACCAGCCCCAGAGAUACUGGAGUAGAAGGUGAUGGGGAGGAUGAGGUAGAAAUAGAGGAUCGGGAAAAGAUGAACCCUUAGUGAAAGUGAGGUUAGGGGGAAAAGAAGUGCAAUUUUUAGUAGAUACUGGUGCAACACACUCAGUUUUAAAUGAUUUAUGUGGACAGAUAGGGAAAGACUGCUACAAUAGUGGGAGCCACAGGGAAAGAGGAAACCCGGCCAUUCAUGCAACCCCUGGAAUUACGAUUUGGAGGAAAGGAAAUAUGGCAUGAAUUCUUGUAUAUGCCUGAUUGUCCAAUCUCCCUGCUGGGAUGGGAUUUUUUUUUUUUUUCUUUUUUUUUAUCUAAAUUAAAUGCAAGAAUUGUCUUUGAGGAUGGAGAAUUAAUUAUGCAAGUUCCAGAAUCAAAGUCAGGACAGAUACUAGUGUUGAAGGAAAAUCCAAAAGUUCAAGUACCCAGAGAGGUAGAAGAGGCAGUGAUCCCUACAGUAUGGGAAACUGAUAUACCAGGGAAAUCAAAAAUGGCCCAACCAGUAGUAGUAGAAUCGAAGGAAGGAACGAAACCAGUACGAAUAAAAACAAUAUCCCAUAAAAUUAGAGGCCCGAUAUGGAAUAGUGAAAAUUAUUGAAAAGUUCUUAAAGUCUGGAAUAUUAGAAGAAUGCGAAUCAGAAUAUAAUACCCCAAUUUUUCCAGUAAAGAAACCAAAUGGAGAAUAUACAUUGGUACAGGACUUCAGGGCUAUUAAUGAAAUCACGAAAGAUAUACAUCUGGUAGUAGCUAAUCCAUACACAUGGUUAACAUCUGUGAAGGAGAAAUACAAAUGGUUUACAGUAAUUGAUUUAAAAGAUGCCUUUUUCUGUAUUACCCUCGACAAAGAUAGUAGGAAAUUCUUCGCUUUUGAAUGGGAGAACACGCACAAUGGACGAAAAAUGCAGUUGACAUGGACAAGGCUUCCACAAGGAUUCAAGAACAGUCCAACACUUUUUGGGAACCAGCUGGCAAAAGGAUUGGAAUCAUGGACAAUGUAGGAGAAAGUUCAGCAGCCUUCUUAGGAGCACCUGUGGAAGAUGGCCCUUUGGAACAUGAUUGUGUGGAAGUUAUCGAACACACUCAUGCAACAAGGGCUGACCUGAAGGACACCCCACUUGAACAGCCUGAUCAAGAACUUUUUACAGAUGGAAGUAGUUAUGUAGAAAAUGGGACACGAUAUGCCGGGUAUGCGGUAACCACACAAAAAGGGGUAAUAAAAGCAGAGGCUCUUCCUGUAGGAACUUCAGCACAGCGAGCAGAAAUAGUAGCUCUCACGAGAGCCUUGGAAUUGAGCAGGGAUCAGCGAGUAAAUAUAUGGACAGACUCAAAAUAUGCAUUUGGAGUGGUUCAUAUACAUGGAGCACUAUGGAAAGAACAAGGACUCCUAUCUUCGCAAGGUAUGAACAUAAAAUACCAAAAAGAAAUUCUGAAUUUGAUAACUGCUGUACAGUUACCCAAACAGGUGGCGAUCAUGCACUGUAAAGCACAUCAAGGAGGAGAUUCCAAAAUAGCUGAAGGAAAUGCGUUAGCGGACCGGACAGCUCAACGGAUUGCACGACAGGUAUCAAAUAUGAUGGCCUUAAUACCCACGAAGAACUUUGACGCAGCUGCGGAGUACUCUGGUUUGGAAUCGACCCUUGUCAUUGGAACACCCAGUGCACAAUAUCAAUCCAGGAGACCAGGUUUACGUCCGUGAUUGGGUUGAGGAACCACUGAGAGAACAGUGGAACGGACCGUACCUGGUGCUGCUGACUACCUUUACCGCGGUUAAAGUGAAGGGAAUUGAUUCCUGGAUUCACUACACACGGGUAAAGAAGGUUCCCGGAGAGUGGCAAGCAGAAGUAACUGGACCUACAAAGCUGAAACUUACAUACCAGAAGGAUGUCUAAUUACGUCUAUGGGACAAUCAUAAUAAUAUGGUUUCUGAUGAAUAUGACUUUUUCCACAGGCACCCACCGGAAGAAUAGAAAUGUGAGAUAUCAUCCAGAACAAAAUGCCAUUCUGUCUUGCACGGUUUGAAAUCAGAAAGUGGAAGUAACAUCGGGAAAAGGAAUCCAAUUCGACAUUAACAAAGGAUUGGAAAAGAUAAUAGUAUCCCAUAGAAAAAGGCGAGAUAUAGAGCCCACUCCAACACCACAGGUAAUACACCUCCCCUCAAGGGACCCCGAGGAAAACCUAAUAAUAGGCUUAAUUAAGGAUUUUGCAGGAAUACAGAAUACCAGUAAAAUCACUGCUUGCCUUCCAGUUCCUAAGGCAGCGGGGGAACCUAUAAACUGGGGAAUAAUAACUUUCCCUCUGCCGACAUCACAGGGAAAUAAGACUGAGUGCAAACAAAUAACCAUAGAAAAGGAACGGCAGGUCAGGGUGAAAGGGGAAUGGCUGCCAGAACAGAUUUGUAACCAGCUCGCAAACUCCACCUUCAUUACUAAGAAUUCAGGAGGAGAAUUUGGGGUAUGUAUGUAUGAUAGAAUUAUUACAAAAACAGAGACACAAUGGGAAUGCCAAGAAAGACAAAAACAAUUAGAAUGGGAAACCAUUUGGUCAACUAAUAUCUUGCAAAAAUUCCACUAUGGUGGUAACACUUCGUGGUGUAUCAAAUGGGAGGGAAAGCAGGACGCAACAAUUCCAACCGAAACCCUUUUGGCCAAUAAUGGAGUUAGUCGAGAAGUGAUACAAAACGUACCUUGGUGGAAUUGUUCUGAAAUAUGGGACUGUGAUUCAAACCCAGAUGAAAUAACAAUACCCUCCGUAAGAGUGGCUUUAAAGGCUGGAUGCGCCUGCCGGGGAUACAAAAGUGGAGGACAGAUGAUCCCCUAUCAUAAACCAGAUUGUAAGUAUGCAACUAUUAAGAGUAUGGGAAAUUUUGUAUGGGCCAAUAGUGAUGGAACGUGGACUACCCAUUUACCAGUUACGGGGAAGGUUAAAGAAAUCACAUUAGGCUUACCCACCUUAUGCCCAAUUUGGAAACGUUCCCCCUUUAAAGGGAAACUGGAAACUCUACAAAUCAACAGAAUCAAAAGAGAUAUAAAGGAAGAUGAUACAUGGCAGGAGCCCUCUACAGGAGUGAAGGUAGGAUGGGCCCUUGAAUCUCUCUUUGCUGCUCCAAUAGCUACUUACCGAAAUAGAGACAUGAUUUACAAAUUGAUAGGGCAGACUGAAAGGUUAGCUAGAGUUACUAAAAAGGGGUUCAGAGAUUUGAAUAUGCAGCUCCAAGCAACGACAAAAAUGACUUUGCAGAACAGAAUGGCAUUAGAUAUCUUAUUAUUGAAGGAACAUGGCGUUUGUGGAUAUUUAAAGGAUCGAGUUGAUCACUGCUGUGUGCAUAUACCGAAUGUAACCAUGGAUAUAGAAUAUGACAUAUCUCAACUCAAGAGAAUUGAACAAGAAGCUGAAGAAGAAAGAAAAGAGAUCGGCCAUAAUUGGAUAGGAGAAUUAUUUAAUGGAUUGGGGAUUCAUUUAGGCGGGUGGCUACAAUCGCUUUUAGAAACUAUUUGCACACUCUUGUUAGUAUUCCUGGUCAUCUACCUAGUAUACUUGUGUAUCCGUCAAGAAAUCACCCGUAACACUAGCUGGACGCAUAAGAUUAUAGGAGCAGUAACCCGGGAAUACCCACGACGCCUGACCCCGCCACCGAAGUACUACGAGACUACGAGAAUGGAGAACUAAGGUGAAAAACUGAAAAAUGGAAAUACCUUCUUAAUGAAAGAAAGUAUUUCCAAAGGGGGGAAAUGUUGGAAAACUCUAGUUUGUCUUACUAAAAUGUAGUCGAAUAACUAAUAGUUCUAACAAUUCUAUUAAAUAUAGUUAAAAACUAACUACUCUGUUGAAAUUUCGCUUGCUCCAGGGUAUAGUCUCAGGUAUCCUUAUUUGGGAAGGAAUGCUGAAAACUCUUACUGAGCCAGAAGAAAUCUUAUCUAUGUUAACAGGACAUAGAGUUGGUAUCUUUUCUAAUGCAAGCAGUAAACUUGCAAAGAGAUAACAGUUUGCAUAAAAAUGUAAAGAAUGCUGAAAAUGUUGCAAGACCUGAUGUGACAAUCACCGAAAUGAAUAUGUAGGUUGCAUCCCUUUUGAAUAUGUAACAGAUUGAGCAACACUUUAAGGAUAAAUGGCGAACGCGAUGUGACGGUCUUUGAACCAGAUUUGGGUGCGUACCCCUGGUUCCCGGGGCCUCGAAAUA
Cuculus canorus (common cuckoo) is the source of this 4674-nucleotide messenger RNA. RefSeq lists its product as uncharacterized. Gene Ontology annotation, molecular function: RNA stem-loop binding; RNA-DNA hybrid ribonuclease activity. The coding region runs from base 1369 to 2193 and encodes 274 amino acids. NCBI's taxonomy places the organism in Eukaryota, Metazoa, Chordata, Aves, Cuculiformes, Cuculidae. The transcript is spliced from 2 exons. The record is from RefSeq and is a predicted model, not a curated record.